This is a messenger RNA of Paraglomus brasilianum, 1590 nucleotides long. Lineage: Eukaryota; Fungi; Glomeromycota; Glomeromycetes; Paraglomerales; Paraglomeraceae. The record is from the annotation of a GenBank genome assembly.
AUGGAACACCAUCGUCAAAUAGAUCCGUUUGCAGCACGUAUGGCAUUUCUGGCCCUGCUAAAGAAGCUAAAUGCCUCACAACUCUCAAUACAGAAAGCUGUAAAGUUUGCAUUAAGACAUAGACAUCGAUAUGAAGACCUGUUUGCAUGUAUUAUGGAGGUUUUGAUGGAGUUGUCGGUGUACUCUCGCCUCAAUAUCUUAUAUCUUUUAGACUCUCUCUGUGAGAAUGCCUUUCAGAUGAAUAUGCAAGAGUAUAAAGAGCUUAUAGAGAAGAAUUUGGUGAAUAUAAUACAAAUGAUCGCCCCAGAGAAUAGUCAAGGCGAAAUGAAUUCUCACAGCGCGUAUAAGGUAUUAACGAGUUGGAAAAGCAAAGAAAUUCUUGCUUUGCAGCCUAUAGAAGGCUCUUUACUCUGGUUGAAGAAUCGCCAAAUAGCAGACGAGGAAGAAGAAUUGGAGGAAUUGAGUCGUACUGACAUGUUAAGACGGAUAGAAGAUGAUAGGGAGAGGAGUAAGCGCCAUAGGGAGGACAUGUGGGUGAGAAUUGGCACUGAUCAGGUUGAAAAAGAAUUCGAUGAGAUGUGGGAGACGUGUUCGAGUCUGGAUGAUAAGGAUUAUUUGGUAAUGAUCACGGAGAAUGUGAAAUAUAUGCCGAACUACCCCUGGACUGAAGAGCUAGUAGAAAUAAAGGCUUGGGAAGAAAAGCAAAAGUUAGGGGUUGAUGUAAUCAGAAAACUGUGCCUUUGUAUUACUAUUACGCCUCCUUUUGAUGACGUCACAAUAUCAACAAUAUCAUCAUCCUUCGAACAUGCUGGCGUAGUAACUUUCCCCUCUAACUUUUAUCCCUCUCAGAAGAAAGCUUCCGAAGAUACAUCGAUAUCCUAUCGAAGCAUAGCUCGUGAACUAACUACAUUUGAAUUUUGUGCUGAUAGACUCAUACAGAACUCUGCAAUGACACAGGAAGUACCCACAUUCAAACUUGUACUUGUUGGUGAUGGUGGCACUGGUAAGACUACUUUCGUUAAACGUCACUUAACGGGAGAGUUUGAGAAGAAGUAUAUUGCUACUCUCGGUGUCGAAGUCCACCCUUUAACCUUCCACACAAAUUUCGGACCCAUCUGCUUCAACACAUGGGACACCGCUGGCCAGGAGAAGUUUGGUGGUCUUAGAGACGGUUACUAUAUCCAAGGACAAUGUGCAGUUAUCAUGUUUGAUGUGACAUCACGAAUCACGUAUAAGAAUGUGCCCAAUUGGCAUCGUGACUUAGUUCGUGUAUGUGAAAAUAUUCCCAUUGUCCUUUGCGGCAACAAAGUUGAUAUCAAGGAGCGUAAAGUGAAAGCGAAAACUAUCACAUUCCACAGAAAGAAAAACCUCCAAUAUUACGAUAUCUCCGCCAAGAGUAAUUACAAUUUUGAGAAACCAUUUUUAUGGUUAGCCCGUAAAUUGAUUGGUAAUCCCAACCUGGAAUUUGUUGCGUCUCCCGCUCUUGCCCCACCAGAAGUUGUAGUAGAUAAUAAUCUGAUGGAACAAUACAGUAAAGAAUUAGAAGUUGCGGCUGCUCAACCGCUUCCAGAGGAAGAGGACGAUAUCUAG